Messenger RNA from Phanerochaete carnosa HHB-10118-sp, 2393 nucleotides. Its product is annotated as glycoside hydrolase family 18 protein. The transcript is spliced from 12 exons. Lineage: Eukaryota; Fungi; Basidiomycota; Agaricomycetes; Polyporales; Phanerochaetaceae. Gene Ontology annotation, biological process: carbohydrate metabolic process. Gene Ontology annotation, molecular function: chitinase activity; carbohydrate binding. The record is from RefSeq and is a predicted model, not a curated record. Gene Ontology annotation, cellular component: extracellular region. Bases 561 to 1952 code for a protein of 463 amino acids.
CGAGACUCAUUCGAACUGUUGAGAGAGCGAGCUCAAAGAGGAUAUCGCAAAGCACGUCUUGACGUGCACAUGACGCGUCUAGAAGUUUAGCUCACACCGCGUUGUUCUUGGGCGGCUGGCUCCUUGGCCUGACCGAGAGCACCGAGAGCACCUCAUGUCCUCUACUGCUGCUCAAUUGUCACCAGACUUGUUUUUGUCUACGGGCAGCAUGCUCACCUAGGUCAAGCCCCUCUUGACCAUUUUGAUGCUUCCGCUGCCGACAGUCAUACAUGUGGUUGUCUCUUCAAGAUGGCCAGAUACGUUGUUGACCCCGCCCAAACCAAUGUGCUGCCCCGGGACGCUCACCUCAGUAGCAGGUGCACACCUUUCCGGCCGCGGUAUCGGAGACGAAGAUCUAGCCUGAUUGGAUGCCCGGCUUGCCUUCGCGAGCUUGCGUUCGAUAGGUAGCGUUCAUGGAACCGUACUACAUAGCGCACAUGAAUCGAGGAACAGAUAAAAGGUGCGUCGUCUGAGGCUUCACUUCGUCGGCCCCCCUGCUUCCACUGGUCGUCAUUGGCACAAUGAUUGCUCCUCGCCUCCACCCUCUUAUCGGCUUAGCCACCUCUCUUCUGUCUUUCGCGGCCCAACGCGCCUUCGCGUUCAGUCCCACGAGUAAUGAGAACGUACGUGUCCGUGUUCUCUACUGGGGCCAGAACUCCUACGGUGCGACCCACACCAGCGACACGGCUAACUGGCAACAGCCCGUCGACUUUUACUGCCAGGAUGACUCCAUUGACGCGUUUCCCAUCGCAUUCUUGAACGUCUUCUUUGGAGCUGGUGGGCUGCCCUCCAUCGACCUGGCCAACACUUGCAACAUCAACGAUGACGCAGUGUUCAGCGGCACCCAGCUGCCAAACUGCCAGUUCCUGGCCUCUGCCAUCGAGACUUGCCAGUCUAAGGGCAAGAUCGUCACCAUCUCCCUCGGUGGUGCGACUGGUGCAGCCGGCUUCACAUCCGAUGCUCAGGCGACGCAAUUCGCCAACACCAUCUGGAACGUCUUCUUGGGUGGUUCCAGCUCUACUCGUCCUUUCGGUGGCGCAGUUCUUGACGGUGUCGACUUGGAUAUCGAAGGUGGCUCUACAGAAUACUUCACGACUUUCGUUUCUGCGCUCCGCUCCCUCAUGGAUGGCGGCAGCAAGCCAUACUACAUCACGGGAGCCCCCCAGUGUCCCUUCCCGGAUGCUUACCUCGGAAGUGUCAUCAAUGCAGUCGGCUUCGACGCUGUCUAUGUCCAGUUCUACAACAACUACUGCGGUCUCAACAACUACAACGAUGCUAACGACUGGAACUUCGCCACCUGGGACAACUGGGCGAAGACCACCUCUCCGAACAAGAACGUCAAGGUCUACAUCGGUGCCCCAGCUUCUUCGACUGCUGCAGGAAGUGGAUAUGUGGAUAUCGACACCUUGACGACCAUUCUCCAACAGACCAAGGCGCAAUACUCUUCCUUCGGUGGUGUGAUGUUGUGGGAUGCUAGCCAGGCCUAUGCCAAUGGCCGCUUCGAUGCUGCUUGCAAGUCUGCGCUUACCGGUGGAUCGAGUGCGCCGCCGCCGCCGCCACCCUCCACCACAACCUCGACUGCCCCCACGACCACUACCAGUGCGCCGCCACCUCCGGCCUCUGGCGGUAGCUGCGCAGGUGUCAAUACUUGGGUCAGCAACGUCGCUUACAACGGUGGCGACCAGGUCGUCUACAGCGGCGACCUCUGGACUGCCAAGUGGUGGAGCUACGGAGAUGUACCCGGAGGCACUGCUGGUGACUGGACGAAUGACGGCGCUUGCACCUCGAACAACCUCAAAGCUGGUCAAUACAUCGCCUACCACUACGAGCAGAAGUCCGUCCCAACCAAGGUACCUGUCGAAACCCCCUCGAGCGUCCCAAAGACGAAGAACUCGCGGGUCUACAGUUUCUGAACGAAUACAAUCGUAUACCAAGAUGCACUUUGGAAUGACUGAUUUCGAGAUUACUUAGAGGUCUUGUACUUCGAAAUUUGGAUGCAUAGUUGUAACAUUAUUAUUUAAUGAAGACCCUUGUACAGCAAAGCGCAAGUCAUGUCUGAGACGUUAUGAAGUGACACGACUGUCAUCUCGGGUAAGUCGCGAUGGUGAUAACGAUGGUUGCGCUGUGUGCAGAUUGCAAGUCGCCCUCAUGUCAGCCGCGGGAACGGGAAGGGGGUCGCUUACUUACCCUCAAGCUAUAUAUCGCAGCAUACGGGCUGAUAUGCGCCAUCCUUCGUACCGACAGGCUCGCAGCUCACGCCAAUCAAGUGCUGCGGGUCACCAUCAGAUACUCCAGAGAGCACUAGUAGAGGUAGGAAGCCACGGCCAGCUUCCUGGUUUACUUGAAGGGCCUGC